CUUCAUUGGAGCAAACAUGGCGACUGCCAUGGAGCUACGGUGCUGGGGUGGCGAUUGGGGUCUACCGUCUGUCCACAACGAGUCCCUCGUUGUCCUGGCAUAUGCUAAGUUUUCUGGGGCCAAAGUGAACGUUUCUCCUAUAGACUGGACAUGGAAAACCUUGACAGCAACAGUCCCGGAGCUGAUUUGCGGAGAUACUUCAGUGAAAGAACCUUCUCAGAUUCUUAACUUCCUGAGAAAGCAGAGGUUUAAUGCAGACUAUGAGCUGAGUGCCCGACAAGGAGCUGACACCAUGGCGUACAUCGCUCUCCUCCAAGAGAAACUACAACCUGCAUUGUUGCACACUUUCUGGUUGGAUGCCGACAACUACGCCAAUUUGACACGGCCAUGGUUUGCCUCUCGUUCUCCGUUCCCUCUAAAUUUUCUCGUCCCCAGUCGUCACGCCAGCAACGCCCUCUCCCGCAUCCUGCUGACCAAAGGAGAGUCACCACAACGCAGAAUCAGUGAGGUGGAAGGAAAGCUCUACAGUGAUGCCAAGGAAUGCCUCAAUCUCCUCUCCUACAGACUGGGUUCAGCAAACUACUUCUUUGGCAACUUGCCCACCAGCUUGGAUGCUUUUGUGUUUGGGUUUGUGGCUCCCAUCCACAAGGCCCACCUCCCCAACAGCCCCCUGCAGAGCCACGUCAGACAGCUGGAGAACCUCACGCACUUCUGCGACAACAUCCUGUCGGUCUAUUUCAACUCGGCCCACCCUUGUCUUCCUCCAUCUGUUCAGGAAACAAUGGAUGCCAACCUCCAGAAACUAACUCAGCUUGUAAACAAAGAAUCCAACUUGAUAGAAAAGAUGGAUGACAACCUACGCAGCAGCCCUCAGCACAAACCUCACCGGCCAGAGCCCAAACCCAGUCUGAUCAUGGAAAAAAGCUCUACACCUGCAUAACCCCCGACCUCUGACCCCCCCCUCACCCUAAUAAUCCUGCCUUAUGAGCGAACAAGCGGAGACCACCUUGUAGCUGAAAGGUACAACUCAUGAGACUUAAUAACCGUCAUCAACGUGAACCACAUCUUAGCAGUCGAAGCCUGUUUGAAGGUAAUGAUGAUGGCUUUGGAAGAUGUCAGUCGGAAAGAGAAGAAAGCGCAGCGUAAGGUCUUUUUAAAUGACUGCAUGCACCGUGGCGGUUCAUGAUGGAAUGGAAUUAUGAACUAAUGCUAAAUGAGAAAGACACAGAAUGUCCAAAAGGAAACGAAAAGUUCUGCAGGGAAAGUAAGUGGUGCUGCUUGACCAUGACAGUUUUUAUUUGAACCCUUUUAGCUCCUUGUUUUCAAUGAGGGAAUAUUGAAGCCUUUCCUUUUUUGUUUGACCUUGCAGAUGAACCUCAUCUGUCAUUGCACCAAGUCUUCACAUUGAUUCAUUCAUUUCAAAAUAGAUUACAAAAUGAUGUGUAACUCACUUUAUGCAUGUAAUCUCCCCACGGUUGUAGAGCUUGUACAGUUGUAAAUAGAACCACAAGUAUGUAUAGUAUAUGAUUAAUGCUAUGUGCUCCGAAAGGGCUUAGCAGCUUGUUUGCUUGGCACACCGGGGGGGUGAAAGGGCCUUAUUCGCUGUAUAAACCUAUCACUGUGUCCCUUUGCAGCUGACAUGAGGAGAGGUGUGUGUGUUUCAUUAACAACACACGUUGCCUCUUCAUGACCUACAGCCUGUGUCUUUACAAACGUGUUUAAUAGUGUCAGACAUUGUUAAGCUUUUUCCUGUGCCUAUGUGACUGUCACUUUAUUUUAAACUCAAGUCCAAGCCAGAAAUGGGUCAUUACCUGUUCAUUUUACUUUGUUUUUUCCCAUUUUAUGUUUGUAUGCGAUUGUUAACAUGGGUGGUGGACGUUAUGAAAUGUGCAUUUAUGUGAGUUCUAUCACAAUCUCUGUGUCUUAGUCUGUGUCGUGAUAAUAUUUAAUACGGCAAAAUUUUCACCAGAGAUGCAUUCCCUUCAAAGCAACAUAUUCUGAAACAAAAUAUAUACUGUAUUGACCCAAAUAUAAGACAACUCCUCUUAUUCAGCAAAUACUUUUUUUAAAAUCAUGCUUUCACUGUCAGUGAAAUAAAAAAUGUCCGCUUCAGUGAUCACCAUUAUCCUAAAGUUGGCAUCAUAACUCUUCCUGUUGUUUGCUAACUUGCCCAACAUUCUCUUUUUUCCCAGCGAGUCUGUCACGGCUGCGUCUCACUGGUGUGUGAGUGACAGGAAGAAAAGUACUGAUUUCCACCUGCUGAUUUACAUGAAUUAACAUCUAGAAUAUAAGACAACCCGUCUUUUCCAGGCUUUUUAUAGGACAGAAUCCUGUCUUGCAUUGGGGUCAAUACAGUGUAUGUAUUUGUUGGUGUGCAGACUUGUGCGGACCGUGUGCUUGCUUUUGUGCCUUCAUCGCAUUUAUCAUUUUUAUUUAUGGCCCCACAAGGCUUGUGGCAUCUGUGGCUGUUUGUAUUGAGCCCAGCGUUAAAGGGAACAACUUCAGAUGAAAGAUGAAUAAAUAUAUAUAUAUAUAUAUAUAAAUAUAAUAACCAUGUGUUGUUGUUUUUUUUAAUUUAUUAUACUUGCUUCCUGUUUAUGCAUGCUAAACUGUUGUGUAUGUGCUCUCAUUUGCUACUCUUCCCCUGACUAUACUCUCAGUGGUUGGCCAGUUUUCAGCCGCUCAGCAUGCUUCUCUGAUUGUGUGAUAGGCUGUUUACUUGUUUGCAGCAUAGAGCGCUCUUUGUUUGCUUUUGGCCUUUGGCUAUGGAAAAAUGAGACUAAUUGAGAGGAAAUGAUGCCAGGCCGACAUCAGAUAGUGUCCCAGUUAUUGUUGACAUGAGAGAGAGACUUGGCUGACGGUUUAGUUGGUGUGUGAACAGAGCAAAGGCACAAAAACAAACAAUGCCAAAAGUUGGAAUCUACAGUUAUUCUAAUUGUUGAAUAUUGUGGGCUAAAUGGUGUUGCUCUGAUUAUAUUGAAGUUAUCUGAAAGGUCUGAGCUGUGAAAUAAGUCAUUAUGUUUUGAGGCAAUUAAAACUGUAUAGGUGUACAUUUUGCCUGAUAAAAUAGAAAUAAUGUUAUAAGCAGAUGCACUGACUAUAACCAUCAGAUGGUACACUGUGGCCAUCUAGUGGUGAGUGUGGGUAAUGCUGGAGGGACAACUGACUUUAAUCAAAACAUUCCAGUUGAACAAAUAUAAAAAUAAUCAUGUUCCUUCAGCUUGAAAGCUUCACAUGAAAGUCUGUUUUCAAGAAAGAAAGAAACCCAAAUUAAAACAGAAGGUAGGAACAAAAACAAAGAAGUGAUCACAUGUUUACAAAAAGGCAUAUUCACAAUAUGAAAGUGCUGCAGUAUAAUUCAUUGACAAACUAGAUUUUGGGUUGAGGAGAGGGUUUAAAUUAAUUAAAUGGAGACAUUAAAGUUUGUUAUGAAGAUGUAGGAGACUAGAACAAGUACAAAACACUUAAAACAUACGCAGUGUCUAAAAUGUACAGCAAACAUCAACUUACUGAAAGUCACUCCAUGUCAGCUCAGUUGUAUUUCAUGAAAUGAUCUAUAUAAUGUGAUAUUUACAUGUUUCUUACACUAUUACCAGGAUGAUCAAUUGAUGUUUCUUUAUAGUUUUGUAUGCCUGAGCUUUAUCAAGAUGAGACAUUACGUAAUCAACUGUAAAAAAAAAAAAAAAAAAAAUACAACAAAAAAAAACCCUUAGCAGUCUUUGGCAAACUCUGGCACUUCCAGCACCAUCCUGACCUCCAGACGACCCGCAGUCUCCAAGGCCAGACCAGGGUGACACGGCUGGGUGAAGUCGUGUCUGAAAGAACCAAACAACUGACCUGUUUGGGCGUUGUAGAAACACAGGUGACCCUGCUGGUAAUCCAGGAGGGUGCCCACCCGUUCAGGCGACUCCAUCACAAAGACGCUGGACUGAGUGUCGUUGUGGAGCAUCUCAUAUCUGCAACUACAUCAACACAACACCUUAACUUCAACAGUUAGGGUGGUGGUCAUACAGUAGUUUUGUAUAACAUGCUUCAAGAUACAUGGAAGUGCAUCACAUGUUCUUAUGUCAUGACUCAGCAAAAACAAACUGUGAUACCUGUACCACUGGUGGUACGCAGGCUCCAUUUAGUGGUACCAUAGACGUAUUUUUAUUCAAUAAAAAUACAUUUAUAUUACAGACAUAAUCAAAAUAGACAAAUAAUUGUACAAAUAUACAUUUAUCAACCAAAAUUUUUCUAAAGCGGAGCUUGCAAAAACGGUGGUACUUGCCAGCAAAAUACUGUAUUUUUGAGGUAGUAAAAAAUAGCAUGACUACAAUGACUUUGAUACACCAAUGAACUGUUUCGUUGCAAGUGGGACUAGCUGAUUAGCAUAGGCAAACUCCCUCCAUUGCCUUUAUAAGGGCAUGAAACUGUAGCGUCACGUGUACAAAACUGUAUUUUCACUUCUCCUUCCCUCAACUCUAAUUUAUACAUUUUCACCUUUACGCAGACAUUUCCUUAUUUGGGCAACAAGGGGCGUUACCUAUGUUAUAACCGGAACAGCGAGCACAUUGCUUAGUUGGAAACAGGACAAAAAAAAUACAAAUUUCAGAGUGUGAUUUUUGUAAAACACAUUAGUGAGUUGUUUAUAUUUGUGUUUUGACCUACCCAGAUGGUGAAGGGAUGCACUGCAAACACCAUGACUGAUUGUUUUCCCCCAGGGAGAACUUUCUGUGAACUGGGCUGUACGCUACUCCGAGCCUGUAAGCCGCACAUCCUGACACGGUGGUCUCCCAGUAGUGGCGACCCCUCGCUGGUAGUAACUCACCUAGAAUGGACGGCGGCCUGGAAAGUAUAAAAUACAGUAAAUGGACGAGUUUGGAAACAAGAAAUAAAAUCCGACCCGUCUGUACCUAGAUGAGUCGCCCCAUGUGUAGUGUACACCCAGCACUCCACAGACGACAGCUUUGUAAAAAAGCAGACUUUGCUACACAUUGUGGGAGCUUUAAGUGUGAUUGUUUUGUUUUUCUUCAGUGAAUAGGCUAACCUAGCAUGAUGUUAUAAUGGAGGGGUGUCCAAAGUACAUUUGUGGUCCUCGGAUGUUUUUUUAUUGGCCCACGGCACAUUCUAAAAAUAUAGUUUAACAAGAAAACUUAAAAAAAAAAAAAAAACACCACGAACAACAGCAAGAAAUGAAAAAAUCAGUCAUUUUACAAGUAUAAAGUGAAAAUAUUGAGACAGAAACAGUAAUCUAAUGAGGAAAACGUUAUUUUACGAGAAUAGUCUCGUAAUAUUAUGAGGGAAAAUAAUGUAAUUUUAGUGGCAUAAAGUUUUCUUAUGAGAACAACAAAUAAAGUUGUAAUUUUUGGAAAAUUAGGUGGCGUAAAAAGUUAGAAUGCUACGAGAAUCGAGUCAAAAUAUUAUGGCAAUAAAGUCAAAAUUACGAGAAGAAAAUUUACAAGAAGAAAGUUAAAAUUGCUGAAAAUUAAAAAAAACCCCAAAAAAACAGCAGAAAUAUAAAAAAAAAAGAGCUGGAAUUUUAUGAGAAAGUCAAAAUAUUAAGCGAACAAGUCAUAUUCUAAAGAGAAAAAAGUUGCAAUUUUUCAAGAAUAAAGGAAAGAGGAUGUCAUUUUAGUAACAUCGAGUUGAAAUAUUAAAGAAUUUUUUUUUAAGUCACAUUAUGAGAAACAAACCAAACAAAAUAGAGUUCUUCUCUUAAUAUUAUGACUUUAUUCCCGUAGUUUUUUUUCCCAACCUAAUUUUCCAAAAAUGACAACUUUAUAAAUAUAGUAUAAAAAAUAAUUUUUAAUAAUUUUUUCUGUGAUAUAUCAACUCUGUGCUACUAAAAUGACAU
This is a messenger RNA of Dunckerocampus dactyliophorus (ringed pipefish), 5836 nucleotides long. RefSeq names its product metaxin 3 (gene mtx3). NCBI's taxonomy places the organism in Eukaryota, Metazoa, Chordata, Actinopteri, Syngnathiformes, Syngnathidae. The transcript has 9 exons. The record is from RefSeq and is a predicted model, not a curated record. Gene Ontology annotation, biological process: mitochondrion organization. Bases 17 to 940 code for a protein of 307 amino acids. Gene Ontology annotation, cellular component: SAM complex.